Messenger RNA from Nematostella vectensis (starlet sea anemone), 1928 nucleotides. Its product is annotated as probable [pyruvate dehydrogenase (acetyl-transferring)] kinase, mitochondrial. Gene Ontology annotation, biological process: protein phosphorylation; regulation of glucose metabolic process. NCBI's taxonomy places the organism in Eukaryota, Metazoa, Cnidaria, Anthozoa, Actiniaria, Edwardsiidae. Bases 172 to 1548 code for a protein of 458 amino acids. The record is from RefSeq and is a predicted model, not a curated record. The transcript has 13 exons. Gene Ontology annotation, cellular component: mitochondrion. Gene Ontology annotation, molecular function: pyruvate dehydrogenase (acetyl-transferring) kinase activity.
GGUCAUGAUUCGCUGGUCGUUGAACAAGAAACGACUGUAGUUGUGGUCGUGUUAGUUGGUCGUGCAAAGAUUCCUGUUUAUCCUGCUCGCCACCGGUCUAUCACGAACUAUUUCUUAUGAAACCUCAAACAAGAAGGAAGUCUAUAUUUUUGGAUAAACUUAACAGCAGCGAUGAGGAUUUCACGGGCGUUAUUACGAGAUAUCAGCAAACUAAUCCAGCGUUAUAGCCGUUACCAGCAAUCGUGCUUGUCCAUUGAACAAUACACUACAUUUGGUAAAAAUGCCAAGCCAGUUGAUUCCUACAGAUUUGGAAAGCAUGAGUUACCUGUGCGUCUUGCACACAUCAUCAGAGAGAUUGACUUACUCCCCAAGAAUCUACUGCGAAUGCCAUCUGUUGAAUUAGUUAGAAGCUGGUAUGUCCAGAGUUUUUCAGAGUUAUUAGAAUUUGAAGAUGAUGAUGGAGAAGAAGCCAACAGAUUUACUGAGACGUUGGCUCAUAUCAAACAGAGACAUAACAAUGUAGUAGAGACCAUGGCACAGGGAAUAAUGGAACUAAGGCAAAAGGAAGGAUUGUCUGCAUUUCAUCCCUCUAUUCAAUACUUCUUGGAUCGUUUUUACAUGAACAGAAUUGGAAUAAGGAUUUUGAUCACCCAGCACUUGAUGCUGUUUGGCCACGAGGCAGCUAGAAGCUCCAAGAGUAACUUUGUGGGCUGUUUUGAUCCCAACUGUCAUGUUGCCUCAAUAGUAGAAGAUGCAGCUAAUAAUGCAAGAUUCCUGUGUGACCAGUACUAUUGUUCUUCACCUGAGCUUGUGGUCAGCGAACAUAAUGCCUACGAGUCGAUAAGCCAUAUCAAGUUUGCCUACCUGCCAGCUCACCUAUAUCACAUGCUAUUUGAACUGCUAAAGAAUGCAAUGAGAGCAGUCACAGAAAACUACUCGACCAGCGUGGAUAUGCCUCCUAUUCAAGUUAUGAUAACCAAAGGCAGGGAAGAUCUUACCAUUAAGAUAUCAGACAAGGGUGGAGGCAUCCCUCGUAGCAAGAUAGAUGAGGUCUUUGAAUAUCACUAUUCCACAGCUCCUGAGCCAUCCACAUCUGGGACUGUCGCCCCACUGUACUCUCCAGGCUUGGGCUCAGAACUGGGUAGUUCUAACAGCCGAGUGAGGAUCAGGGGAUAUGCUACACAGCGGAGGAGGGACAAAGAGCCCUACCAAUACUGGGACUACAUUGCUGGGUAUGGUUAUGGUUUGCCCCUCUCUAGACUCUAUGCAAAGUAUUUCGAUGGAGAUCUGCAGUUGUAUUCAAUGGAAGGAUAUGGAACAGAUGCUGUUAUAUGGCUCAAGGCUCUGUCAACAGAUGCAAGUGAAGUAUUACCCAUGUAUAACCGAAGGACCCCAAAGAACUAUGAGGAAGUAAGGGCAUCUGCUAACUACGCAAGUGACUGGAGUUCCUCAAGGUUCUAUGGCCGGCCAGGCACUCACAGAUUUAUUUCCACAUACAACACAAGAAGAACUAUUGGUGAAAACUGUCCGAGAAAAAAAGCACUUUAAUAAUGUACAUGAGAUAAAUAAGUAUGUACUGUAGAUAUGUUAUUGAGGGCAUGCACAAAUAAGAAUUAACUAUGAAUUAGUUAAUAUGCCUGCCAUGGUUAGUUCAUUGUAAAUAUUGUCACUGAUUAUGGAAUAGGGACUUACUAUUUUUCAUAGAUUCCAAGACAAAGAUUCCACAGAUAAAAUUAUAACCUAUGAUUAGACUGAUAUACGGGAUAAUUGGAGUAUUCCAAUGCUAUGUUUCAUUUAAAGAUUUUAACAUUAUAUGGUGGAUGAUAGCAACCUGCUGGACUGCUUCCAGAGCAGGUUGGCAUCAUCAAAGCCUUCUGUUAUAACUUAUCUUAUGAGCACAUGAACAAACAAUAAAAGUUCAAACGUGA